AUGCGGCUAACCAACGCGGAGGACACGCCGCUCCGACCAGAGACGAAGCUGAGCGGCGUCGUCGACGACCGCGUCGCGGCGCUCGACCGGAGCGCGGACGCCUUCGUCGAGGGGAUCAUGGUCUCCGACGACGACGUCGUGACGAUCGGCGACACGAGUGAUGCCCCCGUCAUUAUUGGGGAGGAGCUGGUCGGCCUUGAAACGGCGCAGGAGAGCGACAACAUCGCCAUCGCGGCUUUACUGGCUGUUGCCGUUUUGUGGGGCACGAACUUCCCCGCCGUGCGCUACCUCGUGACGGACCCUGUCAGUCUGACGCCGGCGGCGUACUCCUUCGCGCGGUUCGGCGCGUCCGCGCUGGCGCUGAGUCCUCUUUUACCUCGUGCGUCCUCAAAAGGAGCAUUAUUAGCUGGCGCCGAGUGCGGUUUGUGGAUCGCGGCGGGCUAUGUGGUCCAGUGCCUCGCAUUGCAGGGCACGACGGCGGCGAAGGGUGCUCUUUUAGCUGCGUUACAGGUCGUGGUGGUCCCCGCAGUGGUGGUAUUGUUCCCGGCCCUCCGACCGAAGGCGGGCAAGGAGCCCACGAUGAAAGAUUGGGUCUGCGCCGGCGCGGCGUUGGCGGGCGUCGCCUUGCUCGAAUUACAGGGCUUGACAGCACCUGUCGCGUCGGACGCCGUGGCCGCUCUGCAGCCCGUCUUCUUCGGGAUUUCUUACCUACGAAUCGCCGAGGCGGGUCGGAAGUACCCGUCGGACGACGACGCGCUGGCGAUGGCGGCGGCCCAGGUCGUAGCUGUCGCGGCGGUCGCGUCGAUCUGGCUCCUCGGCGCGGAGGGUUCUGAAGGUUUUAGUCACGUUCUAGCUUUAUCAGACCAGCCCCAGACGCUGGCGGUGCUGGCGUGGACGGCGCUCGCGUCGACGGCGCUGACUAUUUUAUUACAGACGUACGCUUUGGCGAGGGUGCCCGCGGCCACAGCGUCGCUCGUCGUGUCCUCCGAGCCGCUCUGGGCCGCGCUGUUGGCGGCCGUGUUGCUGGGCGAGACGAAUUAUGGGGCGGCGGACGUCGCGGGCGGUGCGCUGAUAUUGGGGGCGUCGCUCGCGCCGGCGUUCCUGGACGACGACGCGUUCGCCGGCGCGGCGUCUUCGGAUGUAGAAUAAUUAUGUGUGCAUAGUGAUCAUCUGUCGGAGGCGUCAAAACGGGUUUUUGCAGGAGCUUGAUCCGGCCUUACCUUCGCUUAUGCGCGGUUCAGGCGGCUAGCCGUCCAGAGAUAUUCGAAGAUGUCCUUGUGUUGCCUUUUCAUGUCCGUGGCACUCACUUUUGUAACAAACGGCGUCGCACACAAAAAGUUUGAGGCAGGUUUCACACAGCCAAGCCCAUAAUUACGUUCGCGAGGGCGCAUCUCCGGCCCGCACGGCGCGCAGGCGGUCGUGUCGACUCGUUAAAUUGCCCUGCACGCGCGAGCGGAUCGGUUACGUCCGCGCAGGGCGGCCUCGUGUUCGUCUCCGAUCCGGUCCACGGCCGCGUGUCGGCGAGCUUCAAAGAACGCUACGGCUACGCGUCUUGGGUCGGCCCACUAGUAGGGGUGUGGGAGCUUGUCAUCGUGGGACGCAUGUGGUGCAGCCACGGCGGCACGCAGCGGGUCGCGGCGAUGAGAAUGUUGUCCACAUUAAUGGGCGGCGCGUUCUACAGUCUCGUCGCUGAGGGCGAUUUGGUGGGGAGUCUCGGACCGAUCGCCUUCGCGGCGAUGAGCGUGUGGGUGCUCGGGUGGACUGCGGCGGCCGCCGCGAGCCAGACGUCAUUUUUUACCCUCGGCGCUCUGAUAGCUAUCGGCGUCUCCACGUUUUCGCCGGGCAAGCCGAACUCCGAGGACUCCAAGUCCCGGCCGUUCAUGGGGCGGCAAGCGUCAUGGUUGUCCGAACUAUCCACAUCGACGACGGCCGGGGGGAAGCGGGACUAGGUUGUGUCACUUGUGUUUCGAAUUAUACCCAGCAGCUUC
Messenger RNA from Pelagomonas calceolata, 1988 nucleotides. NCBI's taxonomy places the organism in Eukaryota, Pelagophyceae, Pelagomonadales, Pelagomonadaceae. The record is from the annotation of a GenBank genome assembly.